AAAUACAUGCUCACUUCUUCUCACCUUCCUAGCCAUUUCCUUCAAUCAAACCAAACCAAACCACUCUCAUUCAUCAACUCCUUCUUAACACUUUCUUUUCUUCCUCUUGAAUCAAAGUCCCAAAAAUUUUCACUUUUUUUUUUCAUCAAGAAAAAAAAACUUUAUUUUAGAAGGUUGAACUUAAGAGAUGGGUUUGAGUUCUAAGCAAGUUUCUAGUAGAGGUGUUGAUUGGAACCAAACCUUGUUACAAGAUCAAACCUUAGAACUACCAAAAGCUUCACCUAUGAGAAAACAACAACAUCAACAACAACAACAAAAUCAUCAACUAGAAGCUGUGAAUUGUCCAAGAUGUGAUUCUACAAACACCAAGUUUUGUUACUACAACAAUUACAACAAGUCUCAACCUCGUCAUUUCUGUAGAGCUUGUAAGAGACAUUGGACUAAAGGUGGAACUCUAAGAAAUGUUCCUGUUGGUGGUGUUAGAAAGAACAAAAGAGUAAAAAAAUCAACUACUAUUAGCACCUCCUCAAAAACUACUAUUAGCACCUCCUCAAAAACUACUAUUACCACCCCCACCCCCACCACCUCAAAUGCCACAACCACACCUUCUAUGUAUGAACCUCUCAUUCAUCCACCAUCUUUUUUUCCAUCUCAGAAUCUGAUGAGUACUAGAGAUUCAUCACAAGGUAACAAUGAAGAGUUUGGUAUUGGUAAUGGUAUCUUUCUGAGUUCAUCUAUGGAUUUACCUCAAAACCAAAGCCUUAUAUUCCCAUUCUCAAACUCAAGCUCUUUGAGAUCAUCCAAUGCAUAUAACUAUGGAGAAGAGAUAAAAGUCAUGGAAGAUUCAUCUCUUAACAACACUGUAAUGCCAAGUACUAGUGGUGCUAUUACACAGCCAUGGGAGAAUAUUCCCGCAACAGGAAAUAGUGGCAUGGAAAUGUCAAACUAUUGGAGUUGGGAGGAUAUUGAUUCUUUGGUCUCAACUGAUCUUAAUGUUCCUUGGGAUGAUUCUGAUAUCAAACCCUAAUAAUAUCCAGAUAUCAGUGUUUUAAAAACCGAACCAGACAGUUUCAUUCUGAAUCUGAGAGUUCAAUUUUUAGUGUUUGUUAACACAUGGUAGUUUAGUUUCCAAUGUCUAUAGAAUGGUGUUUUUGUGUUUGAUACAUAUUAGUAAGUGUUCUUGUUUUCAGAUGGAACAUAUUAUGGACUGGUGUAUGAGUAUCUACUGCACCUGUGUUUUUCUUAUGAAGUAUUUGAAGCUGACUUAUUUUAGUUUCAGCUUCAGAUUCAAGUAAGAAUGUCUAAUUAAUUAAUGUAUGAUCCAAUGUGUUUACCUA
Vicia villosa (hairy vetch) is the source of this 1337-nucleotide messenger RNA. Its product is annotated as dof zinc finger protein DOF3.1-like. Bases 188 to 1027 code for a protein of 279 amino acids. The transcript has a single exon. Gene Ontology annotation, molecular function: DNA binding; DNA-binding transcription factor activity. NCBI's taxonomy places the organism in Eukaryota, Viridiplantae, Streptophyta, Magnoliopsida, Fabales, Fabaceae. The record is from RefSeq and is a predicted model, not a curated record. Gene Ontology annotation, biological process: regulation of DNA-templated transcription.